AUGGCAAGGAGAGAGAAUACGCCGGUGAAGGUGAAGAUAAUUGUGACGAGGUUCGUGGAGACGGAGGAGACGCAGUUCAAGGCGGUGGUGCAGAGCCUGACAGGGAAGAACUCGAAUGUUGCGGCGCCGCCGAGGGUGUGCCAGCCAACCGCCGUCAAGAGCAGCGGUAGGCGACCGGCGGGUGCCGGUGGCCAGCAGUCCGUCCCCACGGCGGCACCCAGUCUGGAGGAUCUCGACUGGGUGCUCCGGGGCCUCCCUUCUCCGGCGGAGCUCAGCAAACUCUGGGUCGAUUGA
Messenger RNA from Spirodela intermedia, 294 nucleotides. The record is from the annotation of a GenBank genome assembly. Lineage: Eukaryota; Viridiplantae; Streptophyta; Magnoliopsida; Alismatales; Araceae.